This is a messenger RNA of Oikopleura dioica, 570 nucleotides long. The record is from the annotation of a GenBank genome assembly. Lineage: Eukaryota; Metazoa; Chordata; Appendicularia; Copelata; Oikopleuridae.
AUGGACAAGAGCAAAGAAGAGACGCUCUUUUUCAUUCCCGACUUGCCAGUGUUGAACUCCGACUACAAUCUCGACUUCAACGACAGCUCAACUUCCAUUCCCGCCGACUCGUCCGUCCAAAACUCGACUGUUUCUCCGCUCGUGAGCUGCGAACUUCCUCCCAGUGAAACUCAAGCCUUUUCGAGAUGGCUUCAGACAUGGACUUGGUUUGCCUUCACCAUUCCUUCUGUGGUGAUUGUAGUGGCAAACGCGUUGGUAAUGCGCCGCGUGAUGCAAACUUCGCGGUCCAAUUCUUCUAGAGCUUUUGUCAGAUCGCGCUCUCUGGGAAUGGUGAGAAACCUGGUGCUGAGCUUCUUUGUCUGUCGUGUUCCCUUCUUUACGUAUUGGAACUUGUCGACAAUCGUCGAAAUCAAAAUGCCGAGCUUCUUCUGGUGCAAUUUCACCAAGCACGUGAUAGUAGCGCUGCUCUACGUUAACUCAAUUUUGAACAGCUUUUUCUACAGUUUCUGCAAUCCGCGCUUCAGCCAAGGCUUCAGCUACUAUAUCCGACACGUGAUCAGGAAGAAUUAA